AUGGCUUUCAACAACCAAAGCAAUUCUUUUGAAAAACGCGAGGCUGGCUACAUUCUUUGGCAAGUGUUGGCUGUUAUGGUCCAACAAAACGGGGUGUACCUCAACACCGAUAUUGCCGAAAUUCUAACCUCGGACCUACCCGAAGAUUCUUAUACAAGACUGGAACGUAGUUCUUCCACCUCUCAAAGGGUAUCCUUUGCAGCUGAUGGGCAAGAUCAUUCCAAACACGAUCAAGUCGCGACUUAUCGAGAGCUUCUCUUGGCUGGCAAAACACAGGAAGCUCUGGAACACGCAGUAAACUCCAAGAUCUGGGGCCACGCCUUGAUGUUAGCAUACCACACUGACCAGAAUGUAUUUUCGAAUAUCAUGGAAAGAUUCAACAGUCAACUUAAUGAGGACGAUUCCUUGUUAUGUUUGUAUCAGCAUCUCGGGUCUAAGCGACCUUCAAUUUUAGAUAAAAAGACAAGGCGAUGGAGAAAACAUUUGGCAAUCAUGAUUUCAAAUCCAUCCAAGUCAACCGCUAAAGAUAGCGAAAAUAUUCAUGCACUUGGCGCGAGCUUAGAGUCUCGUGGCCUGAUUGAAGCAGCUCAUCUUUGCUACAUAUUAGCAGGAGAAGAAAUUAGUAAACAGAGUGGCACACUGUUACUAGGUUAUUCUUCGAAUGAAAUCCGACCAGAAUUCGUGGAUUUCCUGGCUCUUCAACGCACAGAGAUAUAUGAAUACGCUAUGAGCCUCAAAGAUGAAAAUUUUAUAAUAAAAGAUUUCCAGCCAUGGAAAGAAUUGUACGUCCAUUCAUUGGCCGAUGCCGGAUUCCAUAAUAAAGCAUUUCGUUAUUGCGAGAAAUUGGUAGAUGAUGUCUUGAAGCAUUCAACAUCCUUUACUAAAGAUAUGAUAACGCGACUUCAUGCGUUAUCCAUGAGACUUUACAGACGAGAAUUUAUUGCGCCGUUAUUAGAUAUGAACGGACGCCUGCAACAAUUGUUAGAUCUACUCAAGCAGCUGGCAAACAUUGGGGCAACAACUACCUCAGCAAUCGCAACUUCCACAGGAAAUGCCGUAUGA
Molecule: messenger RNA, 1062 nt
Organism: Dendronephthya gigantea
Lineage: Eukaryota; Metazoa; Cnidaria; Anthozoa; Malacalcyonacea; Nephtheidae
Product: protein transport protein Sec16B-like
Exons: 12
Coding region: 1-1062 (353 amino acids)
Biological process (GO): COPII vesicle coat assembly; autophagy; Golgi organization
Cellular component (GO): ER to Golgi transport vesicle membrane; endoplasmic reticulum exit site
Source: RefSeq, a predicted model, not a curated record